Salpingoeca rosetta is the source of this 846-nucleotide messenger RNA. RefSeq lists its product as uncharacterized. Gene Ontology annotation, molecular function: inositol monophosphate 1-phosphatase activity. Gene Ontology annotation, biological process: inositol metabolic process; phosphatidylinositol phosphate biosynthetic process; signal transduction. The transcript is spliced from 6 exons. The record is from RefSeq and is a predicted model, not a curated record. NCBI's taxonomy places the organism in Eukaryota, Choanoflagellata, Craspedida, Salpingoecidae. Bases 1 to 846 code for a protein of 281 amino acids.
AUGGCGGACUUGUCGGCUGGCACGCUUGCGGCAGUGGUGGACAUCGCCAAGGAGGCGGGCGAGAAGAUCCGCUCCGUCUUCCACACGCCGCGCGAGGCAUCUGUCGUGGACGACAAGACAGUGGCCAGCAUCGAUCUGGUCACUGACACGGACAAGGCCUGCGAAGACAUUAUCGUCAAACGGCUGCGUGAAAAGUUUCCGGGUUAUGAGGUGCUCGGGGAAGAAAGCGCUUCGGAGAACGGCGGCUAUGCGCUGACAGACGCACCAACAUGGAUCAUUGACCCCAUUGAUGGCACCACAAACUUUGUUCACCGCAAUCCAGAGAUCUCCGUCUCCAUUGGCCUGUCCAUCAAGAAAGUGCCCAAGCUUGGCGUCAUCUACAACCCGAUCCGCGAUGAGUGCUUCACUGCGUAUGAGGGUGCGGGUGCGUCCUUGAAUGGCAAACCAAUCCACGUGGAUGCCCAGCCGACCCGUCUGGACCAGCUGCUCGUCUCCACCAACAUCGGCUACCUCCGCGAUGACAAGGCCAUCCGACACAUGCUCGGGAGCGUGGAGAACAUGAUGAAGCAGAAUCUGCGUGGGCUGCGCAUGCUCGGCACGGCGUGCAACCAAAUCACCGGUGUCGCUUGCGGCCGAACAAACUGCUACUACGAGUGCGGCCCCCACCCUUGGGACGUCUGCGCAGGCGUGUGCAUUCUGCGCGAGGCCGGCGGCUAUGCCUGCGACAUCACGGGCGCCCCGUUCUCUAUGACAUCCCGCAGGUACAUCUGUGCGGCGUCGGAGGCCAUUGCCAACCUCAUCCUCCCACACAUCCAACACCCACUCCCGUUUGAGGACGUCCAGUAG